Molecule: messenger RNA, 611 nt
Organism: Paecilomyces variotii
Lineage: Eukaryota; Fungi; Ascomycota; Eurotiomycetes; Eurotiales; Thermoascaceae
Exons: 2
Coding region: 127-441 (104 amino acids)
Source: RefSeq, a predicted model, not a curated record
UUCUCCUUUAAUAACGAUACACGAGCUCAUUUCGAUACACCUACAAAAGCUUCAAGUCCUCUUUUCAUACAAUUUCCGCGUACGGUUUUACUUUCCCCGCCUUAUCGUCCCAGGAGAGAUACAAUCAUGCAUCUUAUAAGUUUAAUGCUCACUGCGGGUUUGGCCAGUAUGCCUAUUAUUGCUGCUUAUCCAACAAACAACUUUACCAUACGAGCAGACGAUGCGAGCGAGCAACCCUGGCCCGACAAGCAAGCUCAACCUCCGGCCAACCCACCUGGGCUAGAUGACUGUUACUGGGAAGGUCACUGGCCGUUCUGCAUGUCCAAGUGCGGUCACGGAUACAAGAAAGUGAAGCAGGAUGAGUGUGGAGAUGGUCACUGCUGCUGGCUCGGCAAAAAGACUCUUUGCUGUAUUAUUCCACCUGGGUCAGCCGCAGAAUAAACAGUACCCUAUCUCAGGCUGAAUAGAGCCCUACACGCUUCACGGUUACUUGCACUAUUGCAUAUUGCAUAUCUAUAAUGUUGCGCUAGCGCUCAAUAAUAUAUUACUAUCGAAUAGUCGUGCUAUCACGCUAUUUGAUAAACUUAUACUAUACGGAGUUAAAUAACACA